Messenger RNA from Drosophila busckii, 589 nucleotides. It is a transcript of the gene Atx-1, whose product is annotated as ataxin-1-like. Gene Ontology annotation, molecular function: protein binding; RNA binding. Gene Ontology annotation, biological process: regulation of DNA-templated transcription. The transcript has 3 exons. Bases 32 to 580 code for a protein of 182 amino acids. NCBI's taxonomy places the organism in Eukaryota, Metazoa, Arthropoda, Insecta, Diptera, Drosophilidae. The record is from RefSeq and is a predicted model, not a curated record.
CGUCACGUGAACAACGUCUCUCGCCCUAGCUAUGCAGAUACAUCAGGAAAACCAAGUAAAGCUGUCCAAUGCAGCGUAUCGUAUUGAAGCCAGCAAUUGCUUUAGAAGAGGCACCUAUAUAGAGUUGUCUACGGGUGUGCUGCGACGUGUGGAGGACGUACGUACGGAGGAUUUCAUACAGUCGGCCAUGCGAAGUGAACUCUUUGAGCUACGCGAGGCUACGGUGGUUAAAAUAGAUCGUAGUUCACCACAUAGUCACAACAUAAGCUUUAGCUAUGGUGCGCAGCAUUUAAAGGUUACGUUGGAAGUGUUACCGGCUCAUCCAUUGUUUGUGUAUGGCCAAGGUUGGGCUUCCUGCAAUCCGCAGUUCUCCUUCGAUCUCUACGAGCUCAAGUGUCAGCAGCUGCAGGUGGGUGAUAUUUGUCUGUCGCUUAUACCGCGCGAGCAACCGCCGCCGCCGCCGCCGCCGCCUCCUCCGCAACCAAUGCCAUUGGUUAGAGAUACUUAUCAAGUCUAUGCGGAAAUGGCAAAUAUCGUAGCUGCCUAUACUCAACACCUUAUAGGUAAAAUGAACUAUUAAAACUGUAUA